UGAAACAGUAUAUUUCUAUAUGAUAUAUCUUGGAAAGGUUUCCCCAGGAUGCGACAUUGAUUGUCACGUUCAUCUUAUUCUGGUUGACUGCUACACGUCAAGGUGCCAUCAGGGAGAGUUGAGGUAUGUCUCUUGAUUCUGUCGGCCGUUUUAGAGCUGAGAAUAUCCGGGGCUUCAUAGAGCUCGUUCCCUCCAGGCCCACGGUGUCUAUAAACCCGUGGCGCAACGCACGCAAUACUUCAGAUGUAAGCUCUGGUUUUUGUGAUUGGCUUUGUCAAGUUCACGGCCGCAAAGGAUAUACAACACAAUAUCGCAGCAUGGUAUUUGAGUGGGCGGGUUUACCGGGGGACAGCUUCGAGGCAAGAACUAGACUUUUAUGCAAUUUUCUAGACGAUUUCUCCAUGUACCGGAUCCGUAGCUAUAGAUGAAACUGAUCCUUGCUAAUUUCCAUUCAAAUGGGCUCGUAUUGCUCCGGAUCGCUCGUCCGACGAAUGAGAUGGAAAUGUGCACUGCAAGGCCAAUCACAAAGUGAGGUUCAUGUCGACUCCGCAAGAAUUCAAGAUGUGGUGGAACCGAUGAAGAACCAAUGGGUUCUUGCCAUGUGC
Serpula lacrymans var. lacrymans S7.9 is the source of this 605-nucleotide messenger RNA. RefSeq lists its product as uncharacterized. The coding region runs from base 126 to 428 and encodes 100 amino acids. The transcript has a single exon. Lineage: Eukaryota; Fungi; Basidiomycota; Agaricomycetes; Boletales; Serpulaceae. The record is from RefSeq and is a predicted model, not a curated record.